AUGUCCGGCGAAAACUCCCGCACUAGCAGCAAUGGCGCUGUCCAGACUAUCAACAGCGUGGGUAUGGGACGAUUACACGGAAAGAACGCAAUUGUCACCGGAGCUGCUGGUGGAAUCGGUCUCGAGACAUGUAUCCUCUUUGCCAAAGAAGGCGCCAAUGUACUCAUGGCAGACAUUUCUGCGCCAGCUCUAGAAAAGGCAUCAGCCAAGCUUCAACAGCUGGUACCAUCUGCUCAUAAAGUGGAAACACAAGUGUGUGAUGUCUCAAAAGAGACUGAUGUCCAGAAGAUGGUCGAGCAUUUGGAUUCAUGGGGUGGAAUUGACAUCAUGUUCAACAACGCCGGUAUCAUGCAUGCCGAUGAUGCUGAUGCUGUUGACACCCCAGAAAAGAUCUGGGAUCUCACUCAAGCCAUCAAUGUGAAAGGUGUUUGGUUUGGCUGCAAACACGCCGUUCUAUCUUUCAGAAAGCACAACAAGUCCAGAGGUUCAGUUAUCAACACCGCUUCCGUAGUAGCUCUUGUCGGCUCGGCAACUCCUCAAUUGGCUUACACAGCUAGCAAGGGAGCUGUCCUAGCCUUGACCCGAGAGCUCGCUAUUGUGCACGCCAGAGAAGGUUUCCGAUUCAAUGCUUUGUGUCCAGCACCGCUAAACACACCAUUGCUCCAAGAUUGGCUUGGAGACGAUAAACCAAAGAGACUUCGACGAGAGAUCCAUUUCCCAUCCGGUAGAUUCGGUGAGGCUAUUGAGCAAGCAAAUGCUGUUUUGUUCCUUGCAAGUGAUGAGUCGAGCUUCAUCAAUGGUCAGGACUUUGUUGUCGACGGCGGUAUGACUAAGGCAUAUGUCACUCCUGAAGGACCACCACUUGCUGCACCAAAGAACAACGCUUUACUUUCACAACAGGUCGAUGCUAUUCGAGGCACUGGUGUUUAA
Molecule: messenger RNA, 930 nt
Organism: Glarea lozoyensis ATCC 20868
Lineage: Eukaryota; Fungi; Ascomycota; Leotiomycetes; Helotiales; Helotiaceae
Product: NAD(P)-binding Rossmann-fold containing protein
Exons: 3
Coding region: 1-930 (309 amino acids)
Molecular function (GO): oxidoreductase activity
Source: RefSeq, a predicted model, not a curated record